Molecule: messenger RNA, 384 nt
Organism: Tetrahymena thermophila SB210
Lineage: Eukaryota; Ciliophora; Oligohymenophorea; Hymenostomatida; Tetrahymenidae
Exons: 1
Source: RefSeq, a predicted model, not a curated record
AUGAAAAAGUAGUUAGUUACUUCUUUGAAAAUUUAGAAGGUUAGAAAAACUCAAGAGAAAUGUGUGAUCAACUUAAAGUUAUUGAGCAAAUUGAUGCAGAUACUUAAGUUCUUUUAUUCAAAACCAAGGGUAAAUUUGUUGUAAGCUCUAGAGAAAUGUUAGGAAUUCAACACAGAAGAAAAGUAAAUCCCAAUGAAUAUCUUAUCACCAGAGGACAUCUCGAUGAACACCCAGCUGCUCCUAAAGACGCCGACACUGUCAGAGCUGAAGGUAAAGUUUAUAGCAUCUUUAUUUCUAAAGAAAGCGAUAACUCAGCUAAGUUUUAAGCCUUUAUGUUAAUGGAUCCUAAGGGAAGCAUUCCAAUAAUGGUUUUCAAUCUUAUGA